AUGAGUUUGGCUCUUUCUGAUCUCUUGGUGUGCUGCAGAGGACUAGCGAAUGACAAGGUUACAGAGAGGAAGAAAGAAGCUGAACGCUUCAGAAAGCUUAUUAGCUCCCCAGAAAUUGUGCAAGAACUUGAUCGUAACUCUGGGCCUAAAACCAAAGGUUCCAAGCAACUCACAUGGGAUGCCGUUUUCAGUUUUCUACAGCGUUACCUCCAAAGGGAGACUGAGACCAUGAAAUCCAGUAAAUCCAAUGUCACAGCCACAAUGCUGGCCAUCCGCCAGAAGAAGAUGGCUGAAAUGGGCAGCUUGAUCAGAUUUUUUGUAUGCCACGCAAACAAACGUGGACCUCGUCUAAAGUGCAGUGAGUUACUAAAGCAUGUGAUUGAGGUACUUCAGAAUCCGUACAGCUGUUCAGCUUACGGCAAAGACUACAGCAGCCUGCUCCUAAAGGAAAUACUGUCUGUUCGCAAGUACUGGUGUGACAUUACUCCACAACAAUGGCACAGUCUUUUGGAAUUGUACUGUAGCUUGUUCAAAUCGUCCACAUCCAUUAACGAUGCUCUUGUAAGUCGGGUCAUUAACACGGUGGUGCAGGGCUGCUGCGUCCAGACUGAUGGAUUCAACAAAACAAUGUUUAGCUUCUUCUCCAAAGCAUUCCUCAAUGCAAGGCAUGAAAAAUGUUUGGCUGUUGUGGAGCAUGUCAUCUUGGCACUGAACACCUUCUUGAAAGCCGUGGCAAUGAACUGUCGGAUGAGGGUGUGUGGGCUGGGGGAGAAACUAUUACCAUCAAUCCUGUAUGUUUGGACUGACAUGAGGCCCAGUGCUGCUCUCAAAGAGGAGAUACUUGAGUUUUUCCAAUUACAGAUCUGCAUCCACCAUCCUGAAGGAGCGAAAACCCAGGACACAGGUGCUCAUGCUGAGGACUGGGCUAGGUGGCGGGCUUUGCUAUACAGCCUCUAUGAAGCAAUGGUGAAAGAAAUCAGCCAUAUUGGUAGCAGAGGGAAGUACGUCACCGGAACGAGACCAAUUGCUGUCAAAGAUAACAUCAUUAAGCUCACAGCUGAAAUCUGUCACCAGCUUUUCAGUGCUGACAAUAACUCACCGAUCUCAGAAGUAACUCAAACCUCUAUCAGAUCCUCCCUGAUGGAUAAUCCUCUGUGUGCAACACCAACUAAGAGGCGACGAAUUGAUCUUAGUUGGGAGGUUCUUAUGGACCGUCUACAGCCCCAAUGCAGUGAUUUUGAUCUCAUCCCAUGGCUGCAGGUCACCGAAGAACUUAUAUCGAAGUACCCGUCCAUGGUGCCCACCAAAGUGGUUGUCCCACUGCUGUCAGUUUUGCACCAGUUUUUAGUUGAGCACCGGCGAGGUGAAAGGGGAAGAUACGCUUUGCGCUGUUUACGAGCGGUAGCUCAUUGUCAACCCCUUUUGCCAGAAAGGAUCAGAGUUUAUAAGCCAGAUUUGGACAGGCUAUGGAGUCGGUUUUGGCCUCUGGUACUCAGGGGUGUGGGCUCUCCUCUGUUAGAAGCUCUCAGCCUUGACCUGCUGGUCGCCAUUGUCCACAACGGACUGGUCAAAAUGGAUAGAGAGUUGUGGAAGCUAUUCUCAGGAUCAGGAUGUAAACCAUCCCUGAGCUCUGUAAUUUGCCUGGCCCAGGCCCUUCUAAUGUAUCCAGUCCCCAAAGAUGAUCAUGGGGUCCUAGAUGGAUCAGGGUCAUCUAACCUGAAGGAAACCCUCGUAGACUGGUUGUUGAUGACAGAUCAGCACGACGAGAUGGAGGAUAGGUCAAGACCUCACCCCAUUAUUUGCAGUGAUUUCCCUCAAAAUCUAAUUGCAAACAUCUUAGUCUCUUUAACUUUGAAAGACACCCGGGCUGGAAUUAAUUUCCUUGUAGGUUCUGAGGAACUAGAGAGAUCCUUUUUUCAAGAGUCGACAUCACUCAAUGCUAAUGCCGACUUGAAGGAGAUUGAGAGAUUGUACUUGCAAUUCACCUUUAACAUGCAGUUAGAACAAAGCAGAAUAUCUAACAAGGGUUUUAAGGAGGCAUCAGCAGGCAGGCACUUCACAGUCAUAGCCAGUCUCAGAGAGAAGUUGGAGCAGUCUCUUCUUUGUGUCACAGACAAUCUCCUCAACUGCUACGUUCUUGAUGUGAGUUUUGAAUCUAGUCAGUCCACUCCGCCAGAGUGUCUCUUGCGCUGUUCCAGUUUAUUGACAGGUGUUCUAGCAGGUUACGUAUCCACAGGCUGUCUGACAGAAGAUGAGGCAGUACGGUCGCAGCUCUUCACUAAAACUAAGACCCUGGCCCAGGAAUUACGCGGAUUUGUUUCUAGUGUCAAAGUGAAGAUGAGUGAUGAAUUAACAAUGACCACAGUGAGGUCUGUUAUGAAGUUAUGCACACUUUCUGCCACAACAAAAAAGGAAAAUCUUUGCACAUUUUCCUCUCGUCUGUUCAUGAUGACUCUCCCAGCCAGUCUUAUCAAUGAGCUGGCAGAAAUUUACAAAAUUAUGCUAAGCAGUGCUUCACCAAGAGCUAUAGUUGUGGAGGAAGAUGAACCUAUGGAUAAUGACUGCGAAAUGAGCAGAACUCAGCAUGGGGAUGAGGAUGCUUUGUUUGAUGAGGAGUCCCACAGUGGGACGCAGAGACCCAGGGGAGGAGACAGCAGCGAAGUGUCAAGUGUACCAGGUGCAAAAAGCCUUUUAAAUGAUGAGAAUUUGGUUAGCCAGGACCUUGCUCUCCUUGCAAUCUUGGAGUUCUUGUGUGAGUGUGGCUCAGUCCAGCCGGUCCACGGCCACCUUUUUAAACCCUACGAUGUAAGACGCAGACUCUUGUUGUUGGUUGAGCAGAUUGACCCGAGCAAAGCUCUGCAUGUCAACAUGUAUCUUGUCCUGUUGAAGAAGCUGCCAGAGGAGGACUCCCUGACUCCAGAGGAGUUUGAUUCUCUGCUUCGUCCUCUGGCGGACCUUUGUUCUCUGUACCGUCAGGAUCAGGAGGUCUGUGUUGAACUUCUUAUGACUUUAUUGCCCUCCAUCAGGAGCUUGGGAAGAACUGAUUACAUGCAACUGGAGAUGAAACAUGUGCAGGGCUCCCUGCUAAAAGUUGUAUCAGGGUUCUGUUACCUGAGCCAAACAGGGAAAUGCACAGCUGCUGUCCGAGAUGCUUUGGUGCAAUGUCUUGUUGCAUUACUAGAAGCUGACCCAUGUUGCAAAUGGGCCAUCUUGAGUAUCAGGGCGCCUGAAAAAGAGGAAGACCGUCCAGUGUCCAUCGUUCUUCCAUCUCUUCUUGCAGAUUCCCAUCACCAGGUCCGCAUGCAUGUGGCCAUGUCACUGGAAAGAUUGUUUCUGGACUUGACACCAGAACAUCGAAACGGAAGAAAGAUGUUGUUGCACCAACAAGCAGCGUUUGAAAACAUUUACUUAAAAGCUCAGGAGGGCAUGAGACAUGUGAAAAGCAAAUCAACUGAUCACGAGCAGGAUGAGAUGUUCAACCGGAAGGCCACCUUACUCAAGAGUUUGUCAGUUAUCCUGUGUUGCAGUCCAGUCUGUGAGAAGCAGGUCCUAUUUGCACUCUUCCAGUCGUAUAAGGAAAAUAAUAUAGAGGAGCACCUUAUUAAGAAGAUGUUGGAAAGUGUAUCCAGAGCACUUGGCUACAAAAACAUGAAGAUAUUUGUCAGCUCUCACCUGAACUACUUGGUUGCUGAGUGGCUCUCCCAAAAACAGUCUGAUGACAGCUACAAGCUUGAGUCUUUUCCUUUCGCCCUACUUGACCAUGGAACUCUCAAAGAUUUCUAUAGUGUCUCCUACCAGGUGCUUAUCCCACAUCUUGUUUUCUUGGAUGAAUUUGAGCAAGUGAAGUCCAUUGGGCGGGAUCUUGAACGGGACUGGAAAGAGCUAGUGGCUGACUGUUUUCCCAAGAUCAUGGUUAACAUCCUGCCAUACUUUGCGCUGUCUGGCCAGGAGACACAAGUGGCACAACAAAGGGAGAAGGCUCACCGUGUGUAUGACCUUCUCAAAGAUGAAAACUGUUUGGGAAAACAGAAAAUUGAUGGCCUGAUCCACAGUAACCUACCCGAGAUUGUUGUCGAACUGCUAAUGACUCUCUAUGAAGGGGGUGCAAAUACAGAGGAAAGAGGAGACUUAAAACGCUUUGUAGGGGAAUUGGACCCUGUCCCGAAUCCGCCAUACUUCACCUCUCAUGUCAUCAAAGCUACACUGGACUAUCUGAGCAAAUGCCACAGUGCAAACCACAAGUCACUGGUGGCCAUUUUGUCAAAAACUCCAAUAUCGAUACAGAAAAUUUUGCUGGCAGUGUGCGAGAAGACAGCUGUGACGACAAAUCGUUAUGAACGCCAUCGCAUCCUCUUGAUGUAUCACCUCUUUGUCAACUUGCUGCUCAAGGAGGUGAAAGAUGGUCUUGGAGGUGCCUGGGCCUUUGUCCUCAGGGACAUAAUCUACACAAUCAUCCACCAUAUCAACAGCUCGCUGGUGCACGCAGACACACGCAGACCAGCUCAGUGGGAUGAGGUCUCCAACCGAAGCUUGUCUCUGUGCUGUGACCUCCUGACCACUGUUUGUAAGGCUGCGCUGCAGUUCUGUGGUGAUGCUCUAGACUCCCAUCUACAGGUCAUUGUUGGGACUCUCACAGCACAGGUGACCAGACAGUCGGUCAUCUCACAGCAGGCGCUCAAUCUGCUGCAGUUUCUAAUGAUAGAAAAUCAACACAAACUGAAGGAAGCCAUUUGCAAGUUGGAGCCGUUUCCUGACCUCCCUGAAUUCCAACAGUUGCGCUCAAUCCAGAACAAUCUCAAGUACAAUUCUGGGACUGUCACACUGAGACAGGAAAUAUCACACUUCCUGUCUGUGACAACCUUUGACUCAUUACCACUGACUAGACAAGAGGGACUCAGGCAACUUUCCCAAAAACUACAUGACGGCAAAACGGAGAUAAAAGAGAUGAUCAAAGAGUGCCAUGCUGAGCCCACCAACAGCACUUUGUUCAAGCUGGUUCUGAACCUGCUGCAGCUCUGUAAGAUAGCAACCAACCACCCUUCUGGAGCUGACAUUCUAGAGGCUGCAGGAAGUUGUCUUGGAGAAUUGGGGCCAGUAAAUCUCGCCACCAUCGCCUUGCUCCACGGCAGAGACCCCCUUUAUGAAAAGGCAGUGACUUACCAGUCCACUGACUCACAAUGUGUUUACAUCAUUCUUAACUGCAUGAAUGAUGCCCUAACUCAUCAAUGUAUUGAGGUGAGGCAGGCAGCAACUCAGUCUGUGAAGGACAUCCUUGCCACUCAGUCUGGAAUCAACUUUUGGGAGAAGCACAAACAAAGUCGAGACCCGAUGUUGACAUACUUGAAUCCAUUUAGGAAAGCCAGCAAGAAGGUGGUUGCUGUAGGUACUGAUAAGUGUUCGGAGGCCAUUGAGAAGCUUGAGAAUCAAGACUUUUGGAUCCCACAGAUUGGCAGCCACACAGUUUGGCUAAAAGCUUUGUGCACUGCCCUGCUUGACAGUGGAGGAGUCAAAUCUGAGGCUCUUCUACUGUCCCGACCUCUUUGUCUGGUCAAUUUGGACUGUUGCCAAAGGCUGUUGCCACUCAUCAUUCAUUCCAUCCUCCUGGAUGACAAUGAGGGCACAUGGAGAGAGUUGCUAUCUUCCCACAUUAGGGACUUCUUCAGUUUUUGUUCCAGAAGUGCUCAUGCGUCAAGCCGAUCCACCACACCACUUCUCCCUGACUCCGAGACUGACACUGCUAGCCAAGGCUUGUACGACAAGGCAUCUCUGCGUACCAUGCUGGCAGUUAUUGACUACCUGAGACACCAGCAAAGAAAUCUUAGGUCUGAUAGCAAGUCUUGUGGCACAGUGUGUGAUUCCAACUUCUGGCUGGAGCUCAACUACCUGGAAGUGGCCAAAUCUGCUCAGUCAUGCUCUGCUCACUUCACCGCGCUGCUCUACACGGAGAUAUAUGUGGAUAAGAUUCAGUCUAAUUUGGAAGACAUUCGCAGAACCAAAGGCAGGGCAACCCGUAAAAUCAACUUCGAUGAGAACAGCCAGAACCUCUCCUUCGCCAGACUAAAUGAGAAAAGUAUGGAGGACUCCAAUAUCAGCUUACAGGAACUGCUGAUUGAUGUCUACCGAAGCAUUGGAGAACCUGACAGCCUUUACGGCUGUGGAGGAGAAUCAAAGACCAGUCCACUUACAAGGAUUCGAACAUACGAACAUGAAGCUAUGUGGGGGAAGGCUCUGACUUCAUAUGACCUUCACUCAUCCCUGCCGGACGUCAUUCGACAAGUGGGAAUUGUGGAGGGCUUGCAGAACUUUGGUCUGGGUAGCAUCCUCACCACCUACAUGAGGGGUUUGGAGAGUGAAGGGGUGGAGUGUGGAGCUGAGCUGAGGGAGCUCCGUUUCCAGGCUGCCUGGAGGAACACCCAGUGGGGAUGUGAUCUGUCUGAGAGGAGUGACAAGCACAAGCCAGGAUUCCAUGAAUCCGUGUUCUGUGCGGUGCAAGCAUUGAAGGACAAGGAGUUUUCUGUGUUUGAUGAAGCUCUCAAACAGGCCAGGGGUCGAGAAGUAGAAGAGCUGUGUAAGGGUAGUCUGGAAGCAGUGUCGUCAUUGUAUCCAGCCCUGAGGAACCUUCAAAGCAUGAGAGAGCUGGAGAGCAUCAAACUGCUGUUUUCUGGUCGCUUCUCACAAAUGGCUUUGAGGAAUAUAUGUAACCAGUGGCAGCAGCAUUCCCAGCUGCUCGCAGACAGUGAGUUUGCUUUGGUGGAGCCCGUCUUGGCCAUUCGCUCUUUGUCCCACAACACCCUGAUGUCCAGAGCGGUGGACCCCGACAGCACUCAGUAUCUCAGAUCUGUGCUCACUGACCACUUAUUGGAGCUGUGCCGACUGGCUCGUAAAGCAGGAAACACACAGGUGGCAGAGCGAGCAGUGUUUCAAAUGAAGCUUCAGGGAGUUGAAGGAUCCUGGCCAUCAUCCCCCAUAUCACCUUGGCAAUUAGAGGAAGCCCAGGUGUUCUGGGCUAAGGGAGAACAGGGCCUGGCUCUGGACCUGUUGAGACAGAUUAUAUGCAAGCUUGAGGAUAAGGUGGACUUAAAUCCUGCUCUGGUACCGGUUUAUGCCGAGUGCCUCAGGCUUUGUGGUAACUGGUUGGCUGAAACUUGCCAAGAAAGUCCUGGUGUCAUUUUUGAAAAGUAUUUGGAGAGGGCUGUUGAGGUCGUUAAGGGCGAGUCAGGAGUGCAGGACACGCGGCUUCAGAACGUGCGAAUUGAGGCCUUCCUGUCGCUGGCUCGUUUUUCAGACGCCCAGUAUCAAAGCAUUGAUAAAUACAUGACUUCCUCUGAGUUUGAAAAUAAGCAGGCCCUGCUUGAAAAGGCCAAAGAAGAAGUUGACUUAAUGAAGGAGCAUAACGUGACAAAAAACAGGUAUACAGUGAAGGUUGAAAGAGAGCUGGAGCUGGAUGAGAGAGCACUUUCCAACCUGCAGGCAGACAGACAGCGCUUCCUGUGUAAGGCAGUCGAGAACUACAUACAGUGUCUAGAACAAGGAGAGGAACAUGACACCUGGGUUUUCCGUUUGGCUUCCCUUUGGCUGGAAAAUGCUGACAUUAAGGCAGUCAACGAAAUGAUGAAGAAAGGAGUCAAGAGGAUUCCCUCCUACAAGUUUCUGCCUCUCAUGUAUCAGCUUGCUGCCCGUAUGGGAACCAAGAUGGCAUCUGGAAUAGGAGAGGAUGUGGGCUUUCAUGAUGUCCUUAAUGAAUUGAUACUCCGCUCUUGUCUUGAGCACCCGCACCACACACUAUUUAUCAUUUUUGCUCUGGUCAAUGCCAACAAGGACGAAAAGUUUUGCACCAAUAGGAUGAUGAAGAGUGCUCCACGGCAGUCAUCACCAUUUGACUUGGAGCGUGCAGAUGUUGCCCAGAAGAUCAUUGGUGCGGUCAGGAAAAAAAGAGGCGAGAUGAUCCGCAGUAUUGAGCGCCUAUGUGACGCUUAUAUCACACUGGCUUAUCUGGAUACAACCAGGCACAAAGCAGAGAAGAGGUCCAUUCCCAUUCCUGCAGAUCAGCCCAUACAUCAAAUCAAGGACCUAGAUGAAGUUGCUAUUCCUACUGUUGAAAUAAAGGUUGACCCUUCAGGUCGUUAUGAUGACGUGGUUACAGUCCGUUCCUUUGUGCCUCAAUAUCACCUGGCUGGAGGAGUCAAUCUGCCCAAGAUCAUAGACUGCGUCGGCUCUGACGGCAAGAGCAGGAGGCAGCUGGUCAAGGGAAAAGAUGACUUGCGGCAAGAUGCAGUGAUGCAACAGGUGUUUGGCAUGUGUUCCAUGUUACUGCAGCGCAAUGCAGAUACACGCAAAAGGAAGCUCAACAUCAGGCGAUACAAGGUAGUGCCAUUCUCCCAGUGCAGCGGGGUCUUAGAAUGGUGCUCCGGUACAGUUCCCCUUGGAGAAUUCCUGACAGAUCCUGUCAAAGGGGCCCACCAACGAUUCCGACCUCAGGAUGUGUCCACCUUGACCUGCCGCAAGAAAAUGAUGGAGGCUCAGGCACUUGAGUUUGACGAGAAGCUGCAUGCUUUCCUUGAGGUGUGCAAAAUCUUCAAGCCCGUUUUCAGAUACUUCUGCAUGGAACGCUUUCUGGACCCAGCUGUAUGGAUGGAGAAACGGCUGGCCUACACCCGUAGUGUGGCCACGUCUUCUAUUGUGGGAUAUAUUGUUGGCCUUGGUGACCGACACAUUCAGAACAUCUUGAUUGAUGAGCAGACUGCGGAACUGGUACACAUUGACUUAGGUGUGGCUUUUGAGCAGGGUAAAGUUCUGCCCACCCCUGAGACUGUCCCCUUCAGACUCUCCAGGGAUAUUGUGGAUGGUAUGGGCAUCACUGGAGUGGAGGGAGUUUUCAGGAGGUGUUGUGAGAAGACCAUGGGGGUGAUGAGAAGCUCUCAAGAAGCUUUGCUGACCAUUGUGGAGGUUCUGCUUUACGACCCCUUGUUUGACUGGACCAUGAACCCUCUAAAGGCCUUUAGUUUGCAGCAUGACGAGCUCAACGCCACGCUUGGUUCAGCCAUGGGAGGAGAUGACUUUGACAAUCACCGUAAACACAGUGACAGUCAGAACUUCAACAAGGUGGCAGAACGAGUGCUGCUGCGACUGCAGGACAAACUGAAAGGAGUGGAAGGGGGCGCGGUACUGUGCGUGAGUGGUCAAGUCAAUCUGCUCAUCCAACAAGCCAUGGACCCUAAAAACCUCAGUAGGCUGUUUCCAGGCUGGCAAGCUUGGGUGUAA
This is a messenger RNA of Nerophis lumbriciformis (worm pipefish), 9261 nucleotides long. The record is from RefSeq and is a predicted model, not a curated record. Lineage: Eukaryota; Metazoa; Chordata; Actinopteri; Syngnathiformes; Syngnathidae.